Molecule: messenger RNA, 2563 nt
Organism: Hyla sarda
Lineage: Eukaryota; Metazoa; Chordata; Amphibia; Anura; Hylidae
Gene: PLS3
Product: plastin 3
Biological process (GO): actin filament bundle assembly; actin filament network formation
Cellular component (GO): cytoplasm; actin filament bundle; actin filament
Molecular function (GO): calcium ion binding; actin filament binding
Source: RefSeq, a predicted model, not a curated record
GUGUAAAGCUAAUCUGAAGGGAACGUUUUUAUAAGAAGACUUUGCACUCAGGUAUCUGCUGCCGUCAACAAUGGCAAACACCACACAGAUCUCCAAGGAUGAACUAGAAGAGUUAAGGGAAGCAUUUGCUAAAGUUGAUCUGGACUGCAAUGGAUACAUAUCGGAUUAUGAGCUCCAUGAUCUAUUUAAAGAAGCCAACCUUCAACUUCCCGGAUACAAAGUGCGAGAGAUCAUCCAGAAGCUGAUGAAUGACGGCGAUAAGAAUAAAGAUGGGAAGAUUGGCUUUGAAGAGUUUGUUUUUCUGGUACAAGAGUUGAAAAGUAGUGACAUUGCCAAAACCUUUCGAAAAGCAAUCAACCGCAAAGAGGGAAUCUGUGCCAUUGGCGGCACCUCCGAGCUGUCUAGUGAGGGCACCCAGCACUCGUAUUCAGAGGAGGAAAAGUAUGCCUUUGUCAACUGGAUAAAUAAAGCUUUGGAGAACGACCCAGAUUGCAAGCAUGUGUUGCCGAUGAAUCCCAACACCAAUGACUUAUUCCGAGCUGUAGCUGAUGGCAUUGUGCUAAGUAAAAUGAUUAACCUGUCUGUACCCGACACUAUUGAUGAAAGGGCAAUAAACAAGAAGAAGCUGACUCCAUUCACCAUUCAGGAAAAUCUGAACUUGGCAUUAAACUCUGCCUCUGCCAUUGGCUGCCAUGUGGUUAACAUUGGUGCAGAAGAUCUUAAGGCUGGAAAACCUCACUUGACUAUGGGGCUCCUGUGGCAGAUUAUUAAGAUUGGAUUGUUUGCAGACAUUGAGCUCAGCAGGAAUGAAGCCUUGGCUGCAUUACUUCGUGAUGGCGAAACGCUGGAAGAGCUGAUGAAACUGUCCCCAGAAGAGCUGCUCCUGAGAUGGGUCAACUUCCAUCUGGAGAACGCUGGCUCGCAGAAAAUCAAUAACUUCAGCAGUGAUAUUAAGCUUACUGACUUUGGUCACUCUGUUAAGGACUCCAGAGCCUAUUUCCAACUGCUCAACCAAAUUGCACCCAAAGGGCAGAAGGAAGGUGAAGAGAAGAUAGAUAUUAACAUGUCUGGAUUCAGUGAGAAGGACGAUCUGAAGAGGGCAGAGCACAUGCUCCAGCAGGCGGAUAGACUGGGCUGCAGACAGUUUGUUACUUCUGCGGACGUUGUGAGCGGAAAUCCUAAACUCAACUUGGCCUUUGUAGCAAACUUGUUCAAUAAAUACCCAGCACUUACCAAGCCUGAGAACCAGGACAUCGACUGGUCACUCCUCGAAGGAGAAACCAGAGAAGAAAGGACAUUCCGUAACUGGAUGAACUCGCUCGGUGUGAAUCCCCAUGUUAACCACAUGUACAGUGACCUACAAGAUUCCCUAGUAAUUCUACAACUUUAUGAGAAGAUUAAAGUUCCAGUUGACUGGAGCAAAGUCAACAAACCUCCAUAUCCUAAACUUGGAGCAAACAUGAAAAAACUCGAGAACAGUAACUAUGCGGUUGACUUGGGAAAAAACAGUGCCAAGUUCUCCCUGGUGGGCAUUGGUGGAAAGGACCUGAACGACGGCAACUCAACGCUGACCCUUGCACUAGUCUGGCAGGUCAUGAGAAGGUAUACUAUCAAUGUCCUGGAGGACCUUGGAGAUGGAGAGAAAGUCAAUGACGACACUAUAGUCAAGUGGGUGAACAGUACUUUGGCAGCUGCUGGCAAGUCCUCCUCCAUUCAGAGCUUUAAGGACAAAGUGAUCAGCACUAGCCUUCCUGUAGUGGAUCUUAUCGAUGCCAUCCAACCUGGCAGUAUUAACUAUGACCUGGUGAAGACUGGUAUACUUUCUGAUGAAGACAAACACGAAAAUGCCACAUAUGCAAUAUCAAUGGCCAGAAAAAUCGGAGCAAGAGUAUACGCCUUGCCAGAUGACCUUGUAGAGGUGAAGCCCAAAAUGGUUAUGACUGUGUUUGCCUGCUUGAUGGGUCGAGGAAUGAAAAAGGUGUAAAAUGUCACAUGGUCACCUGUGGAGUGUGACAUCAGCCGAGGGUGUAUGGCUUACCAAUCCUUUUCGCCAGGGCCUUUUCGCACUGUUUAGAACUUUUGAACGGUGGCAAGAUUUGCUUUGCAACAUUAGAAACCUCCCAAUCCUCAGGAAGAAGCGCUGUAUGCCUCAAGUGCUCUCUUUCCAAGCUGAACUGUCAAGAUCACACCAAAAUGCAUUCAUAUGUGGGCCGCUCGGGACCUCCUAUCGCUCUUUGAUCCUUCUUCAUAGUAAUUCCAAGCAAUAUGACUUUCAUUUUUCCCUCUUCUGGUCUUUACCUGACAUAUGAUGCUGUCUUAACCAUGUACACUAUAACAAUGCCAUCACUUUAUGAUGUUGUGUGCCGCUUGGAGGCAUGUCUACUGAAGCAUAGAUCAUUGCCCACUGCAGCGGCCAUAUUGUGCCCAAUGGGCAUGACUUCAUUCCAUACCAAAACUGCACAAAUCACACCUGUGAUGCUUGAGACUUUAAAGGGGUUAUCCGGGAUAAAAACUUUAUUUUAUAUAUCAACUGGCUCCAGAAAGUAAAUUAAACAGAUUUGUA